Messenger RNA from Zygotorulaspora mrakii, 807 nucleotides. RefSeq names its product methylthioribulose 1-phosphate dehydratase MDE1 (gene MDE1). Gene Ontology annotation, cellular component: cytoplasm. Gene Ontology annotation, molecular function: methylthioribulose 1-phosphate dehydratase activity; metal ion binding. Lineage: Eukaryota; Fungi; Ascomycota; Saccharomycetes; Saccharomycetales; Saccharomycetaceae. The transcript has a single exon. Bases 1 to 807 code for a protein of 268 amino acids. The record is from RefSeq and is a predicted model, not a curated record.
AUGUAUGUUAAAUUGGAUUUCCUGAAAAACUUUCCUCAGUUCAUCUAUCGCACACGCAGUACGUACAAGUAUACAAAAAAAAUGUCCUAUGAACCCCUGAUUCAUUCAGAUGAUCCUAAACACCCAGCAAAUGUGAUAUGUGCACUUUGCAAGCAGUUUUACGACAACAACUGGUGUACCGGAACAGGUGGUGGUAUAUCAAUUAAGCAUCAAACUACUGGAGCCUAUUAUAUUGCCCCCUCUGGUGUUCAAAAGGAGCAGAUGAAACCAGAGGACAUGUUCGUUAUGGAUGGUAAAAGCAAGGAAUACCUAAGGAUCCCAAAACAGUUUAAGCCAAGUGCUUGUACUCCAUUGUUUGUCGCAUGCUUUCAACACCGCAAUGCGGGUGCUAUAAUUCACACGCACUCUCAAAACGCAGUGCUUUCUUCCCUGCUAUUCGACAAAGUUUUCAAAAUUGCUAAUAUAGAGCAAAUUAAGGCAAUACCUAGCGGGAAGGUAGAUCCCGAAACUGGUAAACUAAUACCUUUAUCAUUUUUCGAUACCCUGAAUAUACCUAUAAUAGAGAAUAAGGCGCAUGAAGACCAAUUAAUAGAUUCAUUACUACAAACAUUUGAAGAUUAUCCACAUACGUGUGCAGUCAUAGUGAGAAGACACGGCAUUUUUGUUUGGGGUCCAACCAUUGAAAAGGCGAAAGUCUUCAACGAAGCGAUCGACUAUCUCAUGGAGCUUGCAGUCAAAAUGUGUCAAUUAGGGAUUCCGCCAGAUUGUGGAAUUGAUGAAGAGGCAAAAUUUAUUGCUAAGCGAUAA